Messenger RNA from Peromyscus eremicus (cactus mouse), 2179 nucleotides. RefSeq names its product solute carrier family 15 member 3 (gene Slc15a3). Gene Ontology annotation, molecular function: transmembrane transporter activity. Gene Ontology annotation, cellular component: lysosomal membrane. Gene Ontology annotation, biological process: transmembrane transport. Bases 283 to 2016 code for a protein of 577 amino acids. The transcript is spliced from 8 exons. The record is from RefSeq and is a predicted model, not a curated record. Lineage: Eukaryota; Metazoa; Chordata; Mammalia; Rodentia; Cricetidae.
GUGGAGAAGUGAAGCAAGCGGGUGAUAGGGUGUGGGGACAGACGAGGCCAGAGUGGAGGAAGGAGAGGAGACACUCGGUAGAAGCGCUGGGGAGGAGAUGAACAAGAACUUGUGGAAGGGGAGAGUGAAGAAUUAAGGUGGAGAUCGAAUCUGGGUAGCAAGGAGAGGGACCCGAGGGAAAAAGACAAGGAGACAAGGGGUGAGAAAAGAGGGCAAUCGGUCUAGGGGAGAAGAAGGGAGGGCAGAGGAAAGGAUCUGAGUCACGAAGACAGGAGGCCCACGAUGUCUGCACCUCGAGCUCAGGAGCAGCCAAGCAGGUCCGGGGAGCGGCAACCACUGGUGGCUGGAGGCCGGCGGAGUCCGCGGCGGUGGAGACGGACAGCGGCCGCCGCAGUGCUGCUGGUGGAGAUGCUGGAACGCGCUGCCUUCUUUGGUGUCACCUCCAACCUUGUGCUCUACCUCAACAGCUAUAACUUCAAUUGGCAGGGCGAGCAGGCGUCGAGGGCCACACUCCUCUUCCUGGGCGCCUCCUACCUGCUGGCUCCCGUGGGAGGCUGGCUGGCCGAUGUGUACCUGGGCCGCUAUCUCACCAUCUCGCUCAGCCUGGUGCUCUACCUGGCUGCCUCGGGCUUGUUGCUCACCACCAUCACCGAAGACGGCCGCAGAUCCUUCUGCGGAGAGAUGCCCGAGUUGCCACUGGAACCUGCCUGCCCGUCCGCAGACUCUCCAGGCUCCUGGUCCAGCCCCUACUGCGCGACCACCCUCUACUUGGUGCUGCUGCUCCUGGCGCUGGCUGCCAGCUCUGUCAGGAGCAACCUCACUUCGUUCGGGGCUGACCAGGUGAUGGACCUAGGACGGGAUGCCACCCGUCGCUUCUUCAACUGGUUUUAUUGGAGCAUCAACUUGGGUGCUGUACUGUCCCUGCUGGUGGUGGCCUUCAUUGAGCAGAACAUCAGCUUCCUGUACGGCUACAGCAUCAUCGUGGGCCUCGUGGGACUGGCGUUCUUCAUUUUCCUCUUUGCUACCCCUGUCUUCAUCACCAAGCCCCCAACAGGCAGUCAAGUGUCAUCCAUGCUGAAGCUCGCAUUCCAAAGCUGCUGUCCCCGGCACUCUUCCAGGGACUCCGAGGGUGCCCGCCUGCUGCCUGAUCAGAGGUCUCACCAGUGGGGUCCUUCUCCACAAGAAGACAUGGCCAACUUCCAGGUGCUGGUGAAGCUCCUGCCUGUGAUGGUGACGCUUGUGCCUUACUGGAUGGUGUAUUUCCAGAUGCAGUCCACCUACGUCCUGCAAGGUCUCCACCUCCAUAUCCCCAACAUCUUCCGGACCAACCCUACCAAUAGCUCUUUGGCUCUAAGAUCAGAAAACAAUAACUACAGGAUCCCAGAAGCCUGGCUCCUGCUGGCCAAUGUGGUGGUGGUGCUGAUUCUGGUCCCUGUCAAGGACCACUUGAUUGAUCCUCUGCUGCUGCGGUGCAAGCUUCUGCCCUCAGCUCUGCAGAAGAUGGCCCUGGGCAUGUUCUUUGGGUUCACCUCGAUCAUCGCGGCAGGAGUCCUGGAGAAAGAGCGCUUACGGUACAUCGCUGCCAACCAGACAGUGCCUCAGCUGAUUGGGCAGGACUUGUACUAUGCGGCACCACUGUCUAUCUGGUGGCAAAUCCCCCAGUACCUGCUCAUCGGGAUCAGUGAGAUUUUUGCCAGCAUCCCAGGUCUAGAGUUCGCCUACUCAGAAGCUCCACGCUCCAUGCAGGGCGCCAUCAUGGGCAUCUUCUUCUGUCUUUCGGGGGUAGGCUCACUGCUGGGCUCUGGCCUGGUGGCCCUACUGUCCUUGCCUGGGGGCUGGAUGUACUGCCCCAAGGAUUUCGGGAACAUCAACAACUGCCAGAUGGACCUUUACUUCUUCCUGCUAGCUGGCAUUCAGGCUGUCACGGCUGUCCUGUUUCUUUGGAUUGCCGGUCGCUAUGAGAGGACUCGUCAGGACCCAGCCUCCCAGAGCUCGUCCAACAGGGUCAGGGGCUGAAUUAGCCUCUACCCACCCGGAUAGACAGUGCCAUAGCAGUACCAGCUGUGCCCAAUCUCUUCUCAUUUAUUCUGCACCCAACAUUAGAAUGAAGUGGUUCCCAUAAAUAAGGGGCAUGCGCCCUCCCUCUUGACCAUGGUCCACGACAAGGGGUGGGGUGGAG